CCUGUCGCACCUGACUGCCCCCUAGACUAAGUAACAUAAGCGACACGAUAUGUCUUCAUCGACAACGAUCACUCUGACAGCUGAGAAUCCCGGCGUCACCCAUGUCGACGACGUCCCGGCCAGUUCGGUAGACGUGACCAACCACUUCCUACAGCACAACCACGACAAAUGGCACAUCUUAUGGGAUUCACAACGUGCAGGUGGCCUCCACAACCACCAAGUCCAUUACCUCUUGACCGAUCUAGCACUGGGCGCUUCACCGGAGCAAAUCAAAGAGGCAUUCGAACGCAACAAGGACUAUCAGCGACCCAUUGAAGCCGGCGAUGAAUGUCGGCAGCACACCAUCACUCAGGACAACUUCACAGACUCGCUAGGUCACCACCAGUACUAUGCUGCAUGGCUGCAAUUCUUCCAGGACGAAAUCACUCAGAAGGGCUGGCAAGACGUUCUGGGCGAAUACCUGUUCGCCGAAACACCACGCGCAGAUGAUCUUCUUGGGAGGAUGUUCGAAGGAGCAAUCCACCCUAUCAUCCAUCUAGGCUUCGGCGUCGAGUUCUCUCAACCCGCCAUCGUAGCCGAAGCACUCGCCCAAGCAGCCAUCCACCGCCACGAAGCAUGCUCUUUCCUUCUUCGCACUGAACUGCUGGCCAAAGGCAAGCCAUCAUGGACAGACGGCCAGCGUCUAAUGGACCUCUUCCACACCGCUCGCUCUACUCCCGCGAUCAAAGAUGCCGAAUGCUUCGCACCAGGCAGUUUCGAGCGCGACGGCAACUUCUUCGCCAUAGCACCACAAGCCCUAUUCGACCUCGCCUCCCAAUACAACCUCGAUCGGAGCUCAUCAGAGGAAACGCUGAAGCUUCGUCUCGCCGAGAUGAUCAACGUGAUCGCCUGGAUGGCCUCGGCUUGCCAGAACCCGAAGAAAGCUGUCAAGUUCGAUUUCUUCCUCAUGCACGCCGUGAACUGCAGCAUCUUUCUGUCUGUCUUUGGGGAGUUACCAUGGCUCAAUAUCCGGUCCAAAAUCCGUCUUCUCGAGUCCAAAGUCCGCAUGGACAUCGUCAUGUAUGUGACUCAAGGAUGUCCGAAGCUUUUGACGGAAGAGAUCACGAACUACGCUCCACGCCGAGGGAGCGAGGGUAUGAAUUGGCCGGACGUUAUCGACCGUGCAAAGAAGAUCCCCUGCGAUGGACAUGUCCUCAAGAUGAUCCGCGCGUUGCGCCAUGGGCGUACUGUCUGCGCGCCGUAUGAGAGCAGUGAGACGACGGCGUCGAAAUUUCCCGUCAAGGGGGACGAGAUGUGGUUGAAGAUAGCGAACAUGGUGCUCGAUUCGACGGAGGAUCAUCCGAGCGUGCUGGAUAAGUGGAUGCGUGGACCGGGCUUUGAGAAGGCUUGGGAAGUGAUUCCUGAUCGGAAGUAAGAUAGAUAUG
Exophiala xenobiotica is the source of this 1424-nucleotide messenger RNA. RefSeq lists its product as uncharacterized. The transcript has 3 exons. Bases 50 to 1414 code for a protein of 454 amino acids. Lineage: Eukaryota; Fungi; Ascomycota; Eurotiomycetes; Chaetothyriales; Herpotrichiellaceae. The record is from RefSeq and is a predicted model, not a curated record. Gene Ontology annotation, molecular function: oxidoreductase activity.